Molecule: messenger RNA, 432 nt
Organism: Lodderomyces orthopsilosis Co 90-125
Lineage: Eukaryota; Fungi; Ascomycota; Pichiomycetes; Serinales; Debaryomycetaceae
Product: Nuc1 protein
Exons: 1
Coding region: 1-432 (143 amino acids)
Source: RefSeq, a predicted model, not a curated record
AUGAUUUCAUUAUUACAAAGCUUGAUAUUGGCAAUUUUAGUUGGUAUAUUUGUCAGUGGUACCCCUGAUGAGAAGAGACAGACCAAGUACAUCACUCAAGAGUUCCAAGAUACCAGGGUUCGCUCACUUGAGAAAAGAGAUGAAAGCAUUGGCGUCGAUGAUUUUCAUCAACGUCACGUUGUUCACGUGAAAGUUGGAUCUUCCCAACAAGAUAUAAGGGCCCAUAUUGAUACCGGAAGUAUUCGUUGGGAAAUUCCAAGUGUUGGUUCAACUUGCUCGGGAGGCAGACCCUGCGCACCUGAGGUUAGUUUCGACCCAUAUAAAUCCACCACAUUUGAGAACCUGACAGUUUCAAGCAAGUCACCCUUUGGUCACGGAAAAUUGCGCGGCUUUGUAGUGUCGGACGAUAUUUAUUUUAAUGAUGACAAAUAG